Messenger RNA from Pteronotus mesoamericanus, 1554 nucleotides. It is a transcript of the gene ZP4, whose product is annotated as zona pellucida glycoprotein 4. Gene Ontology annotation, molecular function: structural constituent of egg coat; acrosin binding. Gene Ontology annotation, biological process: prevention of polyspermy; binding of sperm to zona pellucida. Lineage: Eukaryota; Metazoa; Chordata; Mammalia; Chiroptera; Mormoopidae. The record is from RefSeq and is a predicted model, not a curated record. Gene Ontology annotation, cellular component: egg coat.
AUGUGGCUGCGGUCCCUGCUGCUCUGCCUUCCCCUGGCUCUGGCCCUGGCCCUGAAUGGCCCGCGGGAGCCCGAGGGACCCGAAGAUGCUGGCGAGCUGCACUGUGGGCCCCGGGGCCUCCGCCUCACCACACCCCCCCCCCGGUCCGGGGACCCCUGCCGCCCCGCCGAUAAAGCCGGGCUGCUGCACAGGCUGCACAACGACUCUGGCUGCGGCGUCCGGGUGACAGAGGGUGCAGGCGGCUCCGUGGUGGCGGAGGCGUCCUACAGCGGCUGCUUCGUCACUGAGUGGGACUCCAACCACAUCAUGCUAGUCGGAGUCGAAGGCAUGGCCGGAGCCGGGCACGGGACGGCGGUGGAGGCCAGGCUGCUCAAGUGUCCCACGGCUCACCCAGCCCCGAGUGCUCCAGGUGCUGACGUGUGUGACGCUGUCCCUGCGUGGGGCAGACUGCCGUGCGUGCCUUCACCCACCACCCAGGGGGGCUGCCAGCGGCUGGGCUGCUGCUACAGCUCCACUGGGAACUCCUGUUACUACGGAAACACAGGGGGAGGAGAACCGGAGGCAGGCUUCUCUUACCGCACUGCCCAGACCAAACAGGGCCCGCCUGAGAGGGGCCCCAUUGGAAGACUCCAAGCCCCUUCCCAUUCUUUGUCCUCAAGUAAGAUCGCCGGAGGCCAGGCACUGUAUGAAAACGAGCUGGUGGCAGCCAGGGACGUGAGGAUGUGGAGCCAAGGUUGGAUCACCCGUGACAGCACCUUCAGGGUCCGCGUCAGCUGCACCUACGCCGCGGGCAGCCACGCCCUCCCGCUUGCCGUGCAGGUGCUCCUCGUCCCGGCGCCCCGCCCUCAGACCCAGCCUGGACCCCUCACCCCGGAACUUCAGAUUGCCAAAGAUAAAAACUACAGCGCCUACUACGGCGCGGGACACUACCCCGUGCUGAAGUUCCUGCGGGAGCCCAUUCCCGUGGAGGUCUCCAUCCGCCACAGGACCGACGCCGACCUCGGGCUGCGGCUGCGCCAGCGCUGGGCCACGCCCAGCCCGGGCCCCCUGCGCCGGCCCCAGUGGGCCCUGCUCGUGGGCGGUGAACGCCCCUACGCUGGAGACGACUACCGGACCCAGCUGAUCCCUGUGCAGGCAGCCGCGGGCCUGCCCUUCCCUGCCCACCACCAGCGCUUCAGCAUCUCCACCUUCAGCUUCGUGGACUCGGGGGCCAGGCGCGCGCUCAGGGGACCGGUGCACCUGCACUGCAGCGUGUCUGUCUGCCAGCCUGCGGGCGCGCCGUCCUGGGUGACCUGUCCCGUUGUCAGGAGAAGAAGAAGCUCUGACAUCGACUUUCACAACAGUCCUGCCAGCAUUUCUAGCAAGGGCCCCAUGAUUCUGCUCCAGGCCACUCAGGACACUUCAGAAAAGCUUCAUAAGGACUCAGGUUCUCCUGUAGCCUCCCGAGCUCUAUGGGUGGCAGGCCUCUCUGGGACCUUAAUUGUUGGAGUCCUGUUAGUGUCCUGCCUGGCUAUCAAGAAAGAGAUGAGUUACUCAGACCAAAUGUGUCAAUAA